Molecule: messenger RNA, 1485 nt
Organism: Exserohilum turcica Et28A
Lineage: Eukaryota; Fungi; Ascomycota; Dothideomycetes; Pleosporales; Pleosporaceae
Exons: 1
Coding region: 1-1485 (494 amino acids)
Cellular component (GO): mitochondrion
Molecular function (GO): metal ion binding; alcohol dehydrogenase (NAD+) activity
Source: RefSeq, a predicted model, not a curated record
AUGGCAAUAUCACCAGCAAUUCGGAUCGCGCCCUCACGCGCUGCGCGUGCCCUCAACCUUCUCCGCACUGUGCAAUACACACAUCCGCCGUCAUGCCCCUGCCACUCGAACCCCAACUACCAUCAAUCGCCCACCACGGUCCAGCAGGCACGCCGACACGUGGCCACGCCGCUUGACCAGUUCCAGCAAAAGGAAUAUGCUUUCGAGAUGGCAGCCUCGAGCAUCCGCUUUGGGCCAGGAUGCACCAAGGAGGUCGGCAUGGACUUUAAAAACAUGGGCAGCAAGCGCGUCAUGGUCGUCACGGACGGGACGGUGCGAAAGCUGGAUGCGAUGAAGCAGGUCGUCGAAGGGCUUGAGAGGGAGGGCGUGACGUAUGAAAUCUUCGACAAGGUGCGGGUAGAGCCAAAGGACCACAGCAUAAAGGAGGCGAUUGAGUUUGCGAAGCCAUGGCGGCCAGACGCCUUCCUCGCAGUUGGCGGCGGCAGCGUAAUCGACACGGCCAAGCUGAUGAAUCUGUACACCACCUUCCCCGAGGCAGACUUCCUGGACUUUGUCAACGCGCCCCUAGGCAAGGGAAUGCCCAUUCCCUCCAAGCUGUUCCCGCUCAUUGCCGUCCCAACCACUGCCGGCACGGGCUCCGAGACGACUGGCACUGCCAUCUUCGACCUCGUCUCCAAGCGCGCAAAGACUGGCAUUGCGCAUCGCAACCUGAAGCCUACGCUGGGCAUAGUCGACCCCAUCAACACACGCACCAUGCCGUCGGCCGUCCACGCGUCGUCGGGUCUCGAUGUGCUGUGUCACUCGCUCGAAUCCUGGACAGCGAUACCCUACCAUGAGCGCACUCCCCGCCCCACUAACCCCAUCAACCGCCCAGCAUACCAAGGCGCGAACCCCAUUUCUGACAUCUUCUCUCUCAAGGCCCUGAGAGAUACGGUAAAAUAUCUGCCGCGUGCCGUCAGGGACCCCGAAGACCACGAGGCACAGUCGCAGAUGUUGCUAGCUGCAACGCUGGCUGGCGUUGGCUUUGGCAACGCAGGUGUCCAUCUCUGCCACGGCAUGUCGUAUCCUAUUUCAGGCCAGAACCCUGGGUACAAGCACGCAGGUUACGCAGUGGACCACGCCAUCAUUCCGCAUGGUGUCAGUGUCGCCGUCACUGCCCCGGCCGUAUUCAGGUUCACCGGUGCAUCCAACCCAGAGCGUCACUUGGCUGCCGCCGAGGCGUUUGGCGUCGACAUUUCGAAUGUAAAGGCGGAGAGUGCUGGUGAGGUUUUGGGCGAGGCGCUAGCCGAGUUUUUGAUCAAGCUCGGUGAUCAACCACGAGGCCUCAAGGCACUAGGUUUCAGCAGUGAGCAUCUAGACCAGCUAGUCGAAGGCACCAUCCCACAGGCCAGAGUGUUGAUGUUGGCGCCAAACCUGGAGAUGCAAAAUGUCGACGCGGAGAGGGAGCAAUUGCGGGGCUUGUUUGAGGAGGCCAUGGAGUACUAG